Molecule: messenger RNA, 627 nt
Organism: Microthlaspi erraticum
Lineage: Eukaryota; Viridiplantae; Streptophyta; Magnoliopsida; Brassicales; Brassicaceae
Source: the annotation of a GenBank genome assembly
AUGGCUUCUGUUGGGAACACACUCUGUCUCGUUGCAGCUUUACUUCUAAUCUACCAGAAGACAGCCACUUCAGCCCCUUCAGACUUCCUCUCUCCUAUCUUCGAUAAUAUAUGCAAGGAAGUGGAAUGUGGGAAAGGGAAAUGCAAAGCAUCUUCAAACUCAACUUUUAUGUAUGAAUGUGAGUGUGACAAUGGUUGGAAGCAAUUUGAUGGUAACCUCAAGUUUCUCCCUUGCAUCAUGCCGAACUGCACCUUUGAUCUAUCGUGCGGUGAAGCAGCUUCUCCAGCACAGCCUAAAACGCCUCCUAAAGAUAACAAUUCUUCAUUUUUCGACGUUUGUCAUUGGGUGGAUUGUGGAGGAGGAGUUUGCAACAGUACAAAGCCGUUUAUAUACAGCUGCGACUGCCGUGAAGAUUACAGCAAUCUCUUGAACACCACCACGUUUCCUUGUUACAAGAAAUGUGCACUUGGAAUGGACUGCUUGAAUUUGGGGAUCCCUUUGUCAAACUCAUCGUCACCUUCUCCAGCUGCUCUGCCUGAUAGCAGCAAGAAUCAAGCAGGACUGAAUCUAAGAGGAUCAUCGUUUUUGUGGAUAACAUUUUUGCUAUGUGUCUCUCUAGCACCAUAG